Molecule: messenger RNA, 1084 nt
Organism: Panicum hallii
Lineage: Eukaryota; Viridiplantae; Streptophyta; Magnoliopsida; Poales; Poaceae
Product: transcription factor Sp5-like
Exons: 2
Coding region: 240-755 (171 amino acids)
Source: RefSeq, a predicted model, not a curated record
GCUGGUCUCCAGACCGGAGCAGCUUCUUCCUCCGGUUCCUGAUACUAUAGAUAUACGCGCAUCCAGCCACUGGCCUUCUCCCACCACCACGGCACCACCGCCACCGCCACCGCCACCGCCAUAGCUUCUCUGCUGCUGCUAGCUUAGCAUCAGACACCCCAAGCUUUCAUCGGCUUCUAGCUACUUCUCGUUUGCCUGCGGCGGCGUGUGCUUGUGAGAGAGACCGGAGCAGAGAAGCCAUGGAGCACAAGGCGAGGCGGCGGCACGUGCCGGCGUUCGGGGAGUGGAAUUACUACUACUACUCCUCGUCCCCGGAGGAGCCGCAGCUGCCGUACUCCGGCGCCCCCGCGGCGGCGGGGGACUCCGCCUGGUGGUACGCGGCGGCGGAGCCGGAGGCCUGCAGCGACGCCUGGUUCCGGUACUCGCCGCCCCCGCGCAGGCCGCCGGCGCCCAAGAAGGCGCGGAGGCCGGUGACGGCCCCGGCGCCGGCUGAGCAGAAGCUGCCGGCGUGCUGCAACUACAGCAACGGCGCCGGGAACGGGGGCGUACCGGCGACGGAGGCAAGGGCGAGGGCGUCCCGCGCCGUGGCGGCGCCGGCCAAGGGCGCCGCCCGCAGGGUGGUGAGGCCCGUCGACGCCGACCUGUACCGGGUGCCGCCGCCGGACGACACCGCCGUCUCCAGCCGGCCGAGACGGAAGAGGGCGGCGAGGAGCCUCUGGAUGGGUUGCUUGGGCGGCUUCAACUGCGUCGCCUGAACCUGAAGAAACACCAAUGGCGUCGCCCCGAAUGAAAGACGAACACCCAGAGCGAUGGCGUAUGGAAUCAGCUGGAGCGCUGGUUAUGAUUAAACUAGUAGUAGUAGUAGUAGCUGUGCUCUGUUCUUGUUUGCUUGCCAUGCCAGUUGCCAAGAAAUGGCAUUGAUCUUCCGACCUCAACGGGAUGCGUGUGCAACUGCGUGUGGGUUGCAGCAUCUUUGUCAUGGCAUGGGGUUUAGGAAAGUGGCAAGUCGCUUGGUAGUAGUCAGUAGUGGUACUGUAACUCGGAUGUACUAAGAUAGAACCUUCUUGCUUCUCAUCAGUCUCGA